AUCAUAAAUAAUAAAAUAUAAACAAUAUAUGAACAAUAGUUUGAAUUUAAAAAUGUUUUUAACAAGAAUAAGAAUUGAAUCAGUGAUUGAUUGGGCGUUGUUCACAUUCAUAAACUUUUAAAAGAAUACCGAAACUAAAACAUAAAAGUGCACCAAGUCACAAGUGACAAGUUAAACUUCAAGUGCACUUAAAUGACUUUGAAUUCUUUAACAAAGCUGCACGCGUUCAAAUUAUGAUUGAAGUCUUAUGACCACAUUUUUACUGUUUUGUUUAUUUUAUUUCACAGUUCGUGAACAUUCAUUUUGUUAGGUUAGAACAUGUCUGGAAUGGACAAAGUGUCGUUGGCGGAUGCAUUGUCGAAUGUCGAUGUAUUAGAUGAGUUAACAUUACCGGAUGAACAACCAUGUAUUGAGGCACAACCAUGUUCGGUUGUCUAUCAGGCAAAUUUCGAUACAAAUUUUGAAGAUCGAAAUGGAUUUGUUACCGGUAUCGCCAAAUAUAUUGAGGAGGCUACAGUGCAUGCGAGUUUAAAUGAAUUACUGGAAGAGGGCCAAGAACAUGCCGUCAUGCUGUACACAUGGCGAUGUUGUUCGCGUGCAAUACCACAGCCAAAAUCGAAUGAACAACCGAAUCGAGUGGAAAUUUAUGAAAAAACUGUCGAGGUUCUUGCCCCAGAAGUCAAUAAAUUAUUGAACUUCAUGUAUUUUCAGCGAAAAGCGAUUGAUCGAUUUUCGGCCGAAGUAAAACGGCUAUGUCAUGCAGAAAAACGUAAAGAUUUUGUGUCGGAAGCAUAUUUAUUAACUUUGGGCAAAUUUAUAAAUAUGUUCGCUGUUUUGGACGAACUCAAAAAUAUGAAAUCUAGCGUCAAAAAUGAUUAUUCCACUUAUAGGAGAGCUGCACAAUUUUUAAAAGUAAUGUCCGAUUCACAAACAUUACAAGAAUCUCAAAAUUUAUCAAUGUUUUUGGCAACUCAAAAUAAGAUUCGGGACACUGUAAAAGAGAAUUUAGAGAAAGUACCCGGUUAUGAAGAUUUAUUAGCGGAUGUUGUGAAUAUUUGUGUUCACAUGUACGAAUCGAAAAUGUAUCUGACGCCCAGCGAGAAACAUAUGCUUGUCAAAGUGAUGGGUUUUGGUCUAUUUUUAAUGGACAGCGAUCUAUGCAACAUUAAUAAAUUGGACCAGAAGAAAAAACUACGAUUGGAUCGUAUUGAUCGUAUUUUCAAGAAUUUAGAAGUGGUGCCCUUGUUUGGUGACAUGCAAAUCGCACCUUUUAACUACAUCAAACGGAGCAAACAUUUCGAUCCAAGUAAAUGGCCUUUAUCUAGUUCCACAACAAUUUCACCUCAAGCUGAUUUAAUGGUGCAUUUGCCACAGAUCCGAGAGGAUCACGUUAUGUACAUCAGCGAACUUGCACGAUAUAGCAACGAAGUUACAACCACCUACAAAGAAAGUGGCACUGAUGCUGAGAAUCGUGAAACUGCUGAGUUAGCUUUGCGUGGCUUACAAUUGUUGUCCGAAUGGACUUCGGUCGUUACCGAAUUAUAUUCGUGGAAGUUAUUACAUCCAACGGAUCAUCACCAGAAUAAAGAAUGUCCGCCAGAGGCCGAAGAAUAUGAACGGGCUACUCGAUAUAACUACACGGACGAAGAGAAAUUUGCGUUGAUUGAAGUAAUCGCUAUGAUUAAGGGUCUUCAAGUGUUGAUGGCACGCAUGGAAACGGUGUUUACAGAUGCAAUAAGACGUCAUAUUUAUGCAGAACUACAGGAUUUUGUGCAAUUGGUAUUACGUGAACCGUUGCGUAAAGCAAUUAAGAAUAAAAAAGAUUUGAUACGUAGUAUAAUUGUAUCGGUGCGUGAAACAUGUGCUGACUGGCAACGGGGUGUUGAGCCCCAACAGGAUCCAGCACUCAAAGGUAAAAAAGAUACGGAGAAUGGUUUUGGUAUAAAAGUGCCCCGUCGAAAUGUUGGGCCAUCCAGUACUCAGCUGUACAUGGUGCGAACAAUGUUGGAAUCCUUAAUUGCGGAUAAAUCUGGAGGCAAGCGAACCUUGCGCAAGGAUAUUGAUGGACAAUAUUUAAUGCAAAUUGAUCAAUUUCAUAAAAUGUCUUUUUAUUGGAAUUAUCUUUUGAGUUUUAGUGGUUCCUUACAAAAUUGUUGUGAUCUUUCCCAAUUAUGGUAUCGUGAAUUUUAUUUGGAAAUGACAAUGGGACGACGAAUUCAAAAAUGUACGGUACGCCAUCAUCAUAACGAAGAGUGCAGUGAUUUGAUAACAAUGGAAAAACGUAUACAAUUUCCGAUUGAAAUGUCAAUGCCUUGGAUUCUCACUGAUCACAUUUUAAAAACCAAGGAACCAUCUAUGAUGGAGUACGUGCUAUAUCCAUUGGAUCUAUAUAACGACAGCGCAUUAUACGCGUUAACAAUAUUCCGUAAACAAUUUUUAUACGAUGAAGUCGAAGCGGAAGUGAAUUUAUGUUUUGAUCAAUUUGUUUAUAAAUUAAGCGAACAAAUUUUUGCAUAUUAUAAACAAUUAGCUGCAAGUAUAUUCCUGGAUAAACGAUUUCGUGUUGAGUGUGUUGCACUGGGCACAUAUUUACAGCCGUAUCCACGUGCCAAUCGUUACGAAACACUAUUGAAACAACGUCACGUUCAAUUGUUGGGCAGAUCAAUUGAUUUAAACAAAUUGAUUACGCAACGGAUUAACGCUGAUAUGCAAAAAUCUUUGGAUUUGGCUGUUAGUAAAUUUGAGGCUGGUGAUAUCACUGGUGUUGUGGAAUUGAAUGGUUUGCUAGAAGUAAAUCGUUUAUGCCAUAAAUUGUUAAGUAAAUGGUUGGCAUUAGAUGAAUUCGAUGCAAUGUUUCGAGAAGCGAAUCAUAAUGUUUUGGCACCGUAUGGCCGUAUUACAUUACAUGUAUUCUGGGAAUUAAAUUAUGAUUUUUUGCCAAAUUACAUUUACAAUGCGGCCACAAAUCGUUUUAUCAAAUGUCGUGGAAUACAAUUUGCACCGCAAGUACAUCGUGAUAAACCACCACAAAUGUCACAUCAUUAUUUGUGGGGCACAAAACCAUUAAAUCUUGCGUAUACAACACAAUAUAAUCAAUAUACAGGUUUUGUGGGUCCAUAUCAUUUUCAUAUGAUGUGUAAAUUAUUAGGAUAUCAAGGUAUUGCUGUUGUUAUGGAAGAAUUAUUGAAAAUUGUAAAAAGUUUAAUUCAGGGCAAUUUAUUACAAUUUACAAAAACAUUGAUGGAAGCCAUGCCCAAAGUUUGUAAAUUACCGAGAUAUGAUUAUGGCUCACCAGGUGUGCUUGGCUACUAUCAUGCUCAAUUAAAUGAUAUCGUGCAAUAUCCGGAUGCAAAAACGGAACUAUUCCAUAAUUUUCGUGAAUUUGGUAACAUAAUCCUAUUUUGUCUAUUAAUGGAACAAGCAUUAUCACAAGAGGAAGUUUGUGAUUUGUUACAUGCAGCUCCAUUUCAAAAUAUUUUACCCCGUCCUUUUUGUAAAGAAGGUGAAAAACCUGAAACAAAACAAAAACGAUUAGAAGCUAAAUAUGCCGCAUUACAAAUCGUGCCAAAUAUCGAUAAGUUUGGAACGGCUAAGCAAGCGAUGAUUGCUCGUGAAGGCGAUUUAUUAACACGAGAACGAUUGUGUUGCGGUUUAUCAAUAUUUGAAGUAGUUUUAAAUCGCUUAAAAACAUUCUUAGACGAUCCAAUUUGGGUGGGUUCACCGCCCGUCAAUGGGGUGCUUAAUGUUGAUGAAUGUACAGAAUUUCAUCGACUUUGGUCCGCAUUACAAUUUGUGUAUUGUAUACCGGUUGGAGAAACAGAAUUUACAGUCGAAGAACUGUUCGGCGAAGGAUUACAUUGGGCUGGAUGCACGAUGAUUGUAUUAUUAGGCCAACAGAGACGAUUUGAGGCGUUAGAUUUUUGCUAUCACAUAUUACGAAUUCAAAGAGUGGACAGCAAAGAUCAAAAUGUUAAAGGAAUUCAUUUAAAGCGUAUGGUUGAUCGAAUUCGACGAUUCCAAGUAUUAAAUUCACAAAUAUUCGCUGUAUUAAAUAAAUUUUUAAAAUCUGGUGAUGCGGAUAACAUGUCUGUGGAACAUGUACGAUGUUUCCCACCGCCAAUGCAUCCGUUGGUCGCCCCUCAACAACAUUACCAGGCUCCAGAAUGUCUACGGCAAUAAGUUGUUUUUUUUUUUCAUAAAAUUUUUGGAUGUUCACACAUAUUAUUAGGCCUUUAGUUUUACACUCGAUACAAUUUUUUUUUGUGUGUUUUCGUUUAUUAGUUUUUAGACGUCUUCCACAUUUCCAAAGUGAUUUCUGUUCGAUAAAACGGCUAAAUUGUUUUUUUGGAUAGAUGAGUCAAAAUUAAAAAAGGUGCUUUAAUUAUUGCAAAAAGACAUUCCUUCAAAGAUUUAGAAUCCAUGAUUAUUUGUUAGUAAUAUUUUUUAUUUAAUUAUUUAUGUUGAGUUCCAAGGACUGAGCAGAAAGAGAGGGAGCAAAUCACUUCAUUCAAAAUGGCCGAUCAUUUGAUCCCAUCAAUUUUUAAGGCAUGUUCUUUUUUUUUUGAGUACGUAAAUUUAAUGUUAAGUAAAGAUUAAUUAUUAAGCCUUUAUUUUUAGACUGAGUUUAGGUUCAAAUUAUUCCGACUGUUCCCAAACACAUGUAAGUGAUAACUUUCGAGAAUCCAGCUAAUUUUCUUUAAUGUUCGCUUCGUACAAAAGGCAUAUUUUAGCAACUAAUUUCGAACAUUUUAUUUGAAGUCAUUCUACGCAUACAGGAUGUACAAUGAGUUAGGUAAAAUCUCUGAAGAAUGAAUUCGUUAGUUUUAUUAAAUUGUGUAUUCAAAAGGGUGUAUUCGACGCGAUUAAACAUUAAAGAAAACAAUCAAAGAAUUUCCCAAGAAAAAUCAUUUUCUGUAGUUUGGUUGGAACAGUCUGCGUUUAGGAAAAAAAGACAGUUUUCAUUUUCAUUUCGAUUUCGUAAGGUGGUUUUUCUAGCAUAUCUAGAAUUGUCUUUGUUGCGCUACAUUGGUACGAUUCGGCCUUUCGUAUGGCUUUUUUAUGAUAUAGAGAUAACGUAGAUUUAUUUCAUGGGCGUCAUUAAGAUUUCUUUCAAUAGAGGGUCCUCUAUUAAAUUUAAAUGUAAUAUUUUAGUAGUCAGCGAUCUAGUAUGCAUACAGAUAGAAAAUACAGGGGGGUGGAUAAGCCCUCUGAAUAGAUACGCUCAUGCUUUACUUUGUUAAUUGUAAAUAGAUUAAUUUUUCAAUCGAUAGAUUCAACAAUGGUUUAUUAAUUUUUUUUUUCAAAACAGCAAACUAUUGUAAAUUAAUGCAAUGAAUGGAGGGAAAUGAAACAGGAGGUAGUGAAGCGAGUGGAGGAGGGGGCGGGUUUGGUUGAUUGUUUAAAACAAACAUGUUAAUUUUGAUUGAUAGGUUAUAGGUUAUGUAGAUUUUUAUACUUUAGAUUUGUAAGAAGUACAUAAAUUAAAUUUAAAAAAGAAUAUUAAUUUAUUAAAUCAGAAAUAAACCGGUUAUAAUGACAUUGAAAGAACCUACAAUUAUGGUCAUUUUAUCUAAUAUUUACAUAAUUAUAGCGAUUUGUACAUUUUUGGAGACUUCUUAAAAAUCGAUUUUCGAUAUAAGGCGCCCGAU
Messenger RNA from Chrysoperla carnea, 5648 nucleotides. RefSeq names its product cytoplasmic FMR1-interacting protein (gene Sra-1). Gene Ontology annotation, molecular function: small GTPase binding; RNA 7-methylguanosine cap binding. Bases 319 to 4179 code for a protein of 1286 amino acids. NCBI's taxonomy places the organism in Eukaryota, Metazoa, Arthropoda, Insecta, Neuroptera, Chrysopidae. Gene Ontology annotation, cellular component: synapse; neuron projection; SCAR complex. Gene Ontology annotation, biological process: regulation of actin filament polymerization; regulation of translation; cell morphogenesis. The record is from RefSeq and is a predicted model, not a curated record. The transcript has 14 exons.